UGAGCAGCAGUGUAGCAAGGAAACUCCAACGCCAUCCAUCCACACACACCCAAAAGCAAAACCAGCACAAUCUGUCACAUACCUGAGCCCCAGCAGGAUCUGGGCCGCGCACCUCUGAGGGCCCCGUCCUUCGUUGCUCUAGAGGCGGAAACGAGCACCCGAGGGAGCGGGAGGCAGCAGAGACUAGCAUUUACAGUCGAAGCAAAUUACUUAAUUGCCCUGAGCCUGUUUCCUCCUCUGUAAUCUGCACGUAACCAUACCUACUCAGAGCUGUGUCUAAACAUACUAGGUAUUCAAAUGUCCAUGUCCCACACACACACCCACAUUUUCAGGACUGCACCAUCACCAUCCACAUUGUCUUAGUGGGUGAUGCUCAGCCAACGUUUGGUUCCCCAAUCCUCUCAGGAUGCUUGUGCCUUCUUCUCUCCUCCGAACAACAUACAUUAAAGGCUCAGGAAUGCAAAAUGUAGCACUGCCCAAACCACAAUUAGUGAAGCAGAGCCACAGAAGGGACGAUCUAAACCCAAGGGAUGGGCAUUUCUGAUUGCUUGAUAUUAAGCGUGGCCUGCCUCUUGGAGAUCACGGAAGGUUAGCUGAGACGGGGCUUCAGUCUUCCAGGCUCCUAGGGACUAGGGGAGAUCCAGAAACCAGGGGAUGAGGGUCAAGGCUAGGGGUGGCAGUGAACGAGGAUAGGAGGACAACGACUGACAGAUUUGGGUGGGGAAGAAGAGUCAGAUCCUAAGAUACACCUCCGGUGCUGGCCCUCGGAACAAGGAGAAACAAGGCAUUCUCCAUGAGAGGACGAGCCCGGGGACUUGUCUUUAGCAGGAAGGUCACAGCAUGUUCCAGGGACAAUGAAGAGGCUGGUCUGGCUGGACUGGAAGUUUGAGCUAGAGAACUAGCAGGAGAGAAAGCUAGAGAGCCAGGAGUCCCAGAAUGUUCCAGCCAAGCUCAGGCUGGCCUCGCCCUUCCUGGUGGCAGAAGAGAAACAGAGAGUCAAGGAGAGACAACAGUGUGUGGGGUCAGCAUGGGGGAGUUACAGGAGUUACAGAACCAUGCUCUCAGGAAUACAGGCAGGAGCCCGAGAGAGCUCAAAACCACUGGAGAGUCACCCUAAGUUCCCCUUGCCAACAGCAAAGCCAGAGAGCAGCUUCCCACCCAGCCUCUGGAAGACCGUGCUGUGUGCUCACAAAUGAGAAGACAAAUAAUGUCUUAGUGUCAUCAUGGACAUACUUUUGACCUCUCAGACCUUCUAAAAGCAGUCCCCAUCCAAGGGCCCAGGGAAAAAGGUGUGCCCCCCUAUAUAGAAGCAACACAGGGCCCCCAAGGGAUGAAUGGAGAAGAAUCUGGGGGUGCAUUUUCUCCCGAGUACAAGGACAGCUGCGUGAGAAUCAGAGAAUCUGUCUCCUUUGUUUCUUCUCUCCCCUCUGGGUUCCUCACUGGUUCCCACUGUUGCCAAAACGCACCGGCCCCAGUGGAGGCUGAAAGAGGUGUGUCCUCCAAAGCCUGCUUUUGGAUUUCCACAGUGCUAGAUUCAGCUCGUGGCUCUGCACCACACCAGCUGUGUGACCCUGGGGAAGCCUCAGUGCCGUCAUUUGUGACAUGGUUAUGCGACCUCGUAGUGUGGCCUAGGGAGGGAAACAACGGGUAAAGCCUCUUGCCCAGGGCCGACUACGUAACGUUCUGCAAAUGGUCCAGCCACAGGAAGGAUGCUGCCUCCCUCGUCCUGCCCUGUCCACCUCCCCCAACUCCGUGCGAGCAUGGCUAACACAAACCAGGUUAACAAGUCCUUUCUUUUCUCCCUGAGGACAUCUGGGCCAGACUGGGUUUUUCCAGAGACAGUCGUCACAGAGGAAGAGGCAUGAAGUGGUCUGGCUCACAGAGUGUGGGUUUUCUCUCCCGCAGCAGCAGAUGGCACCAAAGGCCAGGAUUCACAGCUCAGGGGGUCUGCCCCUGCCCACCCUGUACGAGGACUUGGCUCCUCUUCCUUCUUCUCUGCCUUUUCUUUGCAGGCCGAAGGGCCCCGGGGAGCAGAGGCAGCCAGCCCCUCCAGCUCCCCUAGUCACAUCAGCACGGACAGAAGCAGCCCCGUGCACAUCAUGGGCUUCCUGGACGGGCUUAGCUCCUGGUUCUGGCCACACCUGUACACUCAAGGGGCCUCCCAAAGACCUGGGCUUGGCUACUGCCCCAGACGCGGGUGGGAGAACAGCUGGUUUUGUCCAGACCCCUCAGGGUGCCUAGGCCUAAACCCUCACACCCAGCUUCCAAGGCUCCCUCAUGCCGGCGUGAUCCUCCUUCCCUCCCAGCACCUCUCGGGUGCUCCCUUAAUACUUUGGGUGAGGUAAGGAAAGGGGGUGUCCAGCUCUCCUGAUCAUACCCCCCGAUGAGCACCUAGUUUCCUCUGCUGGGUGUUCUCAAUCACGACCUGUGCCUUUAAGGACCGUUGCCCCGAGCCAAGCUCUUGACCUUAGCAUCCUCAGCUGAGUUGGAUUAAGGAACCAUUUCAUGCCUUUGCGAAUUCCUUCUGGCUGCUUCCUUCCCCAAAGUAGCCAGUGGCCUGAACCAGUCGGCCAAGGGCGGUCUGAGAGUCCAUCUAGCCUGGCAGACCCUUCCCGAAGGGAGCAGAGGCUGCCCCUCUGAUAGGCAGUUUGGGAUCAGGGAGUGAGCCCUUGGCAGCCUUGGGCGAUCACAGGGAAUCCCAGAAAGCCAUGCAGAGCCUUGAGCCAUGAAGGAAUGCUCAGAUGUCAUCCUGUGUGUGGAGGCGACAGAACUGAGCAAGGUAAGGGUCACAUAGGACUGCUCUCUCGAGGCCCAGAUCCCUGCCUAGGGCUGGCCAUGUCCGGGGGCCAUGCCAGCCUGGCAGUGCGGCCACUGGCCCUCAGCCCUCCAGUCUUUCCCUUCCAGACUGAGUUCUGCAAUCCUGCUUUUGAGCCUGAAUUGGGGCCACCUUGCCCUCCAGCAGCCUUCCGGGAGGAUGCCAGCCACAGCAUCCCAGCUCCCCGGCAUGGCCGGCGCUCCCGAGGGCUGCAGCCAGACUGCCACUUCUCCUGGCUGUGCAUCCUCCUGCUGGCCAGCCUGCUGCUCCUGCUGCUUGGGCUCCUAGUGACCGUCAUUCUGGCCCAGUUGCGGGCUACACCCCUGUCUGGGGCCUCUACACCACUGCCUGCCCAAGGCCUGACCCCCAGUGGGACCACCCCCCCAACCCCCACCAGCCCUUCCACCACUACCACUUCUCCGGCAUCUGGGAAUCCCAAAGGACAGCCGGAGGAGGCAGGCAUGAGCCCCUCGCCCCAGCCCACCUGUGGGGGCCUCCUUCCUGGCCCAAGGGGCUUCUUCAGCAGCCCCAAUUACCCAGACCCUUACCCACCCAACGCCCACUGCGUGUGGCAUAUCCAGGUGGCAGCAGACCACGCAAUACAGCUCAAGAUUGAGGCGCUCAGCAUGGAGAGUGUGGCCUCUUGUCUUUUCGAUCGCUUGGAAAUCUCCCCUGAGCCUGAAGGGCCCCUCCUCAGAGUGUGUGGGAGGGUGCCUCCCCCCACACUGAACACCAACACCAGCCGCCUGCGGGUGGCCUUCGUCUCUGACAGCAGCGUGGAAGGAUUUGGCUUCCAUGCCUGGUACCAGGCUGUGGCUCCCGGCACCGGGAGCUGUGCUCCUGACGAGUUCCCCUGUGACCAGCUCCUCUGCCUGCUGCCUGACUCAGUGUGCGAUGGUUUUGCCAACUGUGCUGAUGGCAGCGAUGAGACCAACUGCAGUGCCAAGUUCUUGGGGUGCGGGGGGAAUCUGACUGGGCUCCAGGGCACUUUCUCUGCCCCGGGCGACCUGCAGAGCUACCCUCACCAGCAGCUCUGCACCUGGCACAUCUCCGCUCCCGCGGGACACGGCCUAGAGCUGCGCUUCCACAACUUUAGCCUGCAAGCCCAGGAAGAGUGCAAGCUGGACUACGUGGCCGUGUAUGAGGCCAGCAACACGGGGGCCCUUGGCCUCCUGGGCAGGUUCUGCGGAGCAGAGCCUCCGCCUCGCCUCAUCUCCUCACACCAGCAGCUGGUGGUGCUCUUCAGGACAGACCGCGGCAUCAGCACCGGGGGCUUCUCUGCCACCUACCGGGCCCUCAAUAGCACUGAGAAUCCCUGUGGCCCCAGAGAGUUCUCCUGCCGCGAUGGAGAGUGUAAGAGUCUGCAGUGGACGUGUGACACGUGGAGACACUGCCUGGACAGUGGUGAUGACAGCUGCAGCAGCCCCUUGUUCCCACCCCCAGAGCUGGCUUGUGAGCCCGUCCAGGUGGAGAUGUGCACUGGCCUGAGCUACAACACCACGGCCUUCCCGAACAUCUGGGUGGGCAUGGCCACCCAGGAGGAGGUGGUGGAGAUCCUCAGAGGUUAUAAGAGCCUGACAAGUCUGCCCUGCUAUCAGAGUUUCCGGAGGCUUCUCUGCGGACUGCUUGUGCCCCACUGCACUCCCAUAGGCAGUGUCCUUCCCCCCUGCCGCUCUGUCUGCCAGGAGGCUGAGCGCCAGUGCCAGUCUGGCCUGGCUCUACUGGGUACCCCCUGGCCUUUCAACUGCAACAGGCUGCCCGAGGCGGCUGGCCUGGAGGCCUGUGCCCAGCCCUGA
Messenger RNA from Lutra lutra (Eurasian river otter), 4611 nucleotides. RefSeq names its product membrane frizzled-related protein (gene MFRP). Gene Ontology annotation, molecular function: protein binding. The transcript has 12 exons. NCBI's taxonomy places the organism in Eukaryota, Metazoa, Chordata, Mammalia, Carnivora, Mustelidae. The record is from RefSeq and is a predicted model, not a curated record. The coding region runs from base 2734 to 4611 and encodes 625 amino acids.